AUGUCAGCAUAUGAUAGGAUCGCGUGGCAUAAAUUUCUCGAGUCGCACGAGGCAGGUAUCGAGAAGUCCUGCGUACGGUCAGUGCAAGUGGCCGACGAGCAUGAGACGGGCGAGUAUGUUGAAGAACGGGUCGGGUCGAAUGCGGGUCGGUUUGCGCAGGUCGUGUUGCAUUGGAGCCACGAGAGUUCGCUACCCGUGUCGAGUACCAUGGUAACAUUCUGCGGUGGCGUGCCGACUGAUAGAGAGACGGUUAGGGUUACAUUGUGGGUGAAUUGGAGUUUGUUCGGGAUUUCUCGGGUUUUGAGGGGAAGGGCUAGGGUUUUGCUGAGAGGCCUGAGAUGGGUCGAUUUUGGGACGAAGAAAGGCUCGGUUGAUGAGAAAACGGGUUGGGUUUCGAGCACGAAGAAUGUUGUGGAGAGUGAGAGUAAUAGGUUGGGGGAGUUCAUGGCAGAGUUUAAUAGUAGCAAUGGGCAUGGAGUGCUUUUUGGGGAGAUGAUGAAUAGUGAACAAAAUUAUAAUUCAAAUACAGCUUAUAUUUCUAAUCCGAAUAAUGAUGGUGACUGGGGAAAUUGA
Molecule: messenger RNA, 573 nt
Organism: Striga asiatica
Lineage: Eukaryota; Viridiplantae; Streptophyta; Magnoliopsida; Lamiales; Orobanchaceae
Source: the annotation of a GenBank genome assembly